Corvus hawaiiensis (hawaiian crow) is the source of this 3306-nucleotide messenger RNA. RefSeq names its product ubiquitin specific peptidase 18 (gene USP18). Bases 176 to 1312 code for a protein of 378 amino acids. The transcript is spliced from 11 exons. NCBI's taxonomy places the organism in Eukaryota, Metazoa, Chordata, Aves, Passeriformes, Corvidae. The record is from RefSeq and is a predicted model, not a curated record. Gene Ontology annotation, cellular component: cytosol; nucleus. Gene Ontology annotation, biological process: protein deubiquitination. Gene Ontology annotation, molecular function: cysteine-type deubiquitinase activity; cysteine-type endopeptidase activity.
UCUCCCGCGUCCCGCUGCCUUCCCGCUGCCCGCGGCUUCUCCGCACCGCUCCGGCGCGGGCAGAUGUGGUGUGCGAGCCCCCGCUGCCCCCUGUCAGCAGCUGCGCUGUGAGCUCCAGCUCGAAGCGCUGCUGGUCCUGCGGGAAUUGUCCUUCUGUCUUUGAACAAUAUUGUUGAUGGGACAAAGAAGUGGGCGUCAAGAAAGAAGCAAGAAACCAGAGCUGGCAUUAAGUGAGACCAUGGAGGCAGAAACCGAAGUACGAAAUAAUGAAGAGGAAACCAAAGAGGCGAAGGCCAAAAACCAGAGGCUGAUGUCUGUCUUUGGUGUGGCAGACUUAAAAAAUGAAGCUAUUGGACUGUACAACCUUGGACUGAGCUGCUGUCUGAACUCUCUGCUCCAAGUGUUCCUCAUGAACAUACGCUUCACAGGGAUACUCCGAAGGAUUGCAGUGCCGUCAUCUCAUGUGCAGAGGAAGAACAGUGUUCCGUACCAAAUGCUCCUGCUCUUGGAGAAGAUGCAGUGUGGCAAGUGCAAAGCUGUUAGUCCCACAGAGCUGGCUUGGUGCCUUUCACUGCACAGGGUGAAAUUGUUUGUGCAGCAUGAUGCUGCUCAGCUCUUUCUGACUCUCUGGAACUUGUUACAGAAGCAGAUGAAAAAGCCAGAGCUGGUUGAAGAGCUGAGGGAUUUGUACACAAUCUGCAUACAGGAGCAUCUGGCCUGUCAGAAAUGCUCUUUUGAAGUAAAGAGCAACAGCACCAUGUUAACCCUUCCACUCCCAGUGUUGGAUGCCAAUUCUCACAGGCUGAAGACUCUGGAGGAGUCUCUGCAAUACUUCUUCCAUCCAGAAGAGCUGACUGGUCAAAACAUGUGUUUCUGUCAACAGUGUGGGAGGAAAACAACUUUUCUGCAGAGCAUGAAGCUCGUCCGUCUGCCACAGACUCUGACCUUGCACCUGAAGCGCUUCUGCUUUGAAAGAUCAUCUCAUUCACACAAGCUAAGUCACUGCCUGCCAUUCCCACAAGAACUUGACUUCAAUGAAGUCUUGACAGAAAAUCAGUGCCAAGCAGAUGACAGUGAAAAGGCUACCUGGCAGUACGAGCUUUUUGCUGUUGUGGCCCAUUCAGGAUCAAGCAGCUGUGGCCAUUACUGUGCCUACAUUCGAAGCCUCACAGAGUGUAAAUGGUAUUGCUUCAACGAUUCUCAGGUUUGCCAGGUAUCGUGGGAUGAUGUUAAAUGCACCUAUGGACAUGCCAGCCUCUACUGGAGAGAAACGGCCUAUCUCUUGAUUUAUAUGAAAAAGAAUCCUCAGUAGCCCCAUGGAGGAGUAUCAGAAUGUCUCAGAAAGCUGUGCAUUGUCCAUGGAGCUCAGCACCUCUGUGCCAGUGUGGACAUGUACAAGUGUUUAACAAGAAAGACAUUCUGCACUCAGCAACCUCGGCCUUCACAUUCAUCUAUGAAGAAAGAAGCAGCAGACACUCAACUAGAGAAAGGAUCUAAGAACUGUUGCAGCUGGAAACUUUUUCUUUUGUGUAUUUUUUUUAUAUUUAUGUGAUUUCCUCUUUAGAAGAUGGUGAAGUUAGUCCUUGUCUCUGCUGCCUUACCGUUUUCCUUAAUGCUGAUGCCUGGGUUCCAGUCCAGGGGAGGUGUUUGGCCUGAAAGCCUGUGUGGUGUUCCAGGGAGGUGCGUGGUAUGACUGGAGAGCUGUGGCAACCAUACCUAGCCAGUAAGAGAUCAAGACUUCCUUUGUCCUUUUAGCACCAUUUAGAUGCUGGCAAGCUGGGCAGGAGACCCAAAAAAUCACCCCAGAAACAACUGGAGGAAGGAUCAGAACUCUUACGACACACACUCCUUAAAACCUCCCUGGAAAUGAAUCACUGCACGGGCUGAGAUGUGUAGAGAAGUGUUUUAAAUCAGAAGCUACUGGAGCAGUUCUGAUUUACGAGAUGAGUUCGCAAAAAUUUGUGCAGGUGAUGAUUAUUUCAGCAGGUUUAUCAGGGGUUUAGAUGCAUUUUCUUUCCUGUAGAGGAAAUGUUCAGAGCAGCAGAGAUUCUGAAGCUAAUUAGUGAUUUUGCACAACACAGGCCAUACACAGGUGAUAAGGGAAGUGAGAUGCCUUGAUGUGCUUGAACCUUUGGGAUUUUCCUUAAGUAUUCUUCACCUGGUUGCCAGCUGGAAUUGUCUUGCUCUCUCCUUUCCUUCUCUGCCCAUGAAGUGGAAAUGUCCCCCAGGUAGAAAAAGGCUCUGAAGAAAACAAUUUUGUAAAGAAACAGUAAUUUUAAAACCUCCUGUAGAGUCCUGUCACUCUGUGCUGCUGGUUCAGCCAAGGCAAGACCACACGGAGGGAAAAGGUAAGGAGAGCUGGAAAGGAAGGUUGGUGAUAUCUGACAGUGGGAACAAGAAUGUUCUAAAGGCUCAUCACAAGGCUCUGUGGUGAGGAAAGUUAAAAAUUUUGUGUGGCUUUUAAAGCACUCAUGGCGUUAACUCUUGAUGUGCCACAGUCUGGGAAGGGAUCGAGGAUCCCAGAAACAGAUCUGGAAGUACCUACAGCCUAAUAUACUCCGUGACUGUAUCUUUACAAAGGUGCUGUUUUUGUGGGACUGAGAAAUUACAGAAUUAGAUUAAUGUUAUUAUAGAAAUUAUAUACAAUUAUAAAACUAAUGUAGAUAUUCUGUGUGUAUAACUUAAUUUUAUUUCGGUAGUGAUGAUGAAGUUCACAAAUCAUGUCCAUUUUCUGUUGAUAUGUGGAAGGUGAAUUGAGAAAUCUUGGAGCAUAGCUGUGAAAUUACUCCUUCAUGGCGUAGCAGGUAUUUAUUUCGCUGUAUUAGCAAGGUCCAUUAUUCUGUUCAACUCUGUAUUCAUAUUAUUUUUUCUGGGGUGAAAAAAUCCCAGUGUAUUAUUUGUCAUCAGGAUGAGGAAUUCUCAGCCUGUUCACCUUCAGGAAUGCAUUGCACUCUUUCUAAAGCAUCUUGCAGUGGGUGAGUAAGAAAACCAAGUUUCUGUUUGCUUUUCCAACACUUCGCCUCUGUGAAGGAGCUGAAAAAAGCUGCACUUUCAGGAACUUUCAGGAACUGAGUUGUUGGGAUAAGAGACUGACAUUUCUAAUUAGCUAUAACUUGAAAUUUAAAAACUUAUGAAAAAUGCCUUAAAUGUGUCAUAACCUUCCAGUGAUGUGACCCAUCAAGGAAACAACUGCAGAGACAUAUUUAAGAAUCUUUUCAGUCAGUGAAAAAAACCAUUUAAUUUCAGUGAAAAGUAAUCAGUGUUUUUUUUAAUAAAAUAUUAUGGGAUACAUUCCCUAGAAAAUCA